UUUUAGGUCCGAGCCAACUUACGCACUAGGUUGUUGCCCUGUCGUCGUUGGUACGUCGUUAUUUUUACGCCUUAAUUUUUGUUUUUGAACUUGCUUGUUUUUUUUUUUUUUGGCUACGAUUUGAAGACGGAGUGAAAUAACGUCGAGGACUAUUUUUUUUGCAGAAGACCAUAAUUCACCAGGCCAAUCGGGAAUCCAUAAUGGUAACCAGAAAAAGAGGAAGACUUGUGAGUAAAGGCGUGGAUGCCAUGUGCUCAAGUCCUGAAGAAUGUGACAAUGCCUUAAACUUCGAAUCUACAAGUGCAAGCAAACACUCGUCACCAGAAAGUGAUUCACAUGACUGGGAACUGGACGAACUCCUGACGUCUGAUUUCAACCGGGCUUUAGAAGAUGAAAUGCUUUCUCCUUUCCAAGACAUUGGUUUACAAGAUCUGGGUUUAAAUGCAGAAGACAAGACGGAUCAGGAAUCUGAUGUGAGCAUAUCACACACCAGAGGUUCAAGUCGUAGACAGAAACUACAGGACUUUUCUGGGCGCAACAUUAAUAAGAAUGCCCUGGCAGCCAGAUUGAACCGGCUGAAGAAGAAAGAGUAUUUGAAUGGCUUAGAGCAGCGUGUUGGAUCUCUGACAUCUGAAAACCGGCUUCUCAAACAGGAAAACACCAGCCUGAACAAGAGAGUGGAAGAGCUUGAAAAUGAGACUAGGUACUUGAGAGCUGUGUUGGCCAAUGAAAGCAUGUUGGGGCAGCUGUUGUCUAGAUUGAGCGGUGUGAACGGCAUGAAAUUUUCUACGUCGCUUUUCCAGGAAUCCAGCGAGAACGACCACGAUUAUGCCAUGCCAAGGAAGAAAGUGAAGGUGGAGGACAAGGAUACAGCAGGUGGUGUCUGUCUGCACGUGGACAAAGACCACGUCUCUGUGGAAUUCUGCACUAAAUGUGCUGAGAGUGCAAGCGCAUCACUUAAAAUUUUUCUUCUAGGUGCUUGGUCUGCCAUGUGGGGUGACUGGAGCUCAGAGCAUCCAUGACUACCAGAACCUAUGUGGAUUUGCUGUGGGGAAAACUGAAGAAUCGGGACCAGCAUCUUGCAACAUGGCCUGGUAAAAUUAAAAAAGGUAGUACAAGAAGCAGUGUAAGUUAAAGUUUUUACUGCUACACCAUCAUGCUGCAUUUUAUUUGAUUAAAAAAAAUGCACCUUUCUAGUAUCAGUAUGCAAACCAGCAAACCAUUGCAGCAGAGUAAGUUAAAAAAACACUUUGGCUUCAUUUUCACAAUCAGAAAACAUGAAUAAGUUGUUUUGGGAGAGUGUGAUUUGUAUUUUGUUUAGAAGUUUAGAAGUGCAUUGUAUACAAGUCAAUGUGUUUGAAAUCCAAAGAUUGUUUAGGAUUUUGAAUCAGUAUCUGCAAAUAAAUCUUAUUUUUGUCAA
This is a messenger RNA of Tachysurus vachellii, 1420 nucleotides long. RefSeq names its product CREB/ATF bZIP transcription factor (gene crebzf). Lineage: Eukaryota; Metazoa; Chordata; Actinopteri; Siluriformes; Bagridae. Gene Ontology annotation, molecular function: DNA-binding transcription factor activity. The coding region runs from base 201 to 1022 and encodes 273 amino acids. The record is from RefSeq and is a predicted model, not a curated record. Gene Ontology annotation, biological process: regulation of DNA-templated transcription. The transcript is spliced from 4 exons.